CAGAUGCAAAGAACUUUCCAAUCUUAGCCACUUGUCUUUCUGCCUCUGUAAUCUUCCUUCGACAAGGGAACAAAGGCGGAAUCCUAGAGAGAGAAAAAGAAACCCUAAGAGAGAGAAUGGGGAACCUGUGUUGUAUGGCGUGUGUAGACCAAGCCAGCAUAGGGGUGGUGGAGAGAUGGGGUCGCUUCGACAAAAUGGCUCAGCCUGGCUUCCACUUCUUCAACCCUUUAGCCGGUGAGUGUCUCGCCGGCCUUUUGUCUACCCGGAUCAGUUCUCUCGAUGUCCGCAUCGAGACCAAGACCAAGGACAAUGUAUUUGUUCAAAUGCUUUGCUCAAUCCAAUAUCGUGUGAUUAAAGAAAAUGCGGAUGAUGCCUUUUAUGAGUUACAGAACCCCAAAGAGCAGAUUCAGGCUUUUGUGUUUGAUGUGGUUCGAGCUCAUGUUCCAAGAAUGACUUUGGAUGAGCUGUUUGAACAAAAGGGUGAUGUUGCUAAAACCGUCUUGGAGGAGCUUGAGAAGGUGAUGGGAGCUUACGGAUAUAACAUAGAGCACAUACUGAUGGUUGAUAUUAUACCUGAUGCUUCUGUACGCAAGGCAAUGAAUGAGAUAAAUGCAGCUCAAAGGCUUCAGCUUGCUAAUGUAUACAAGGGAGAGGCUGAAAAGAUCCUCCAAGUUAAGAAGGCAGAGGCUGAAGCUGAAGCCAAGUACCUAGGUGGGGUAGGUGUAGCCAAGCAGAGGCAGGCAAUCACUGAUGGCUUGAGAGAGAACAUCUUGAACUUCUCCAACAAGGUGGAUGGUACCUCAGCUAAGGAGGUGAUGGAUCUGAUCAUGGUCACCCAAUACUUUGACACCAUCAAAGACCUUGGGAACUCGUCAAAGAAUACGACUGUUUUCAUACCUCAUGGCCCUGGUCAUGUCAGGGAUAUUGGUUCACAGAUUCGCAAUGGGAUGAUGGAGGCAGGCAGUGCUCAGCUGAAUGUGGAGUAGUAGUCUGCCCAAUUCAUAGGUACCAUCUGAAACUGUCUUCCCUGUCUCAUAGCGUCAACAUAUAGUUACAUUUCUGUUUUAAUAGACAAAUAACUUUCACAGGAAGACCGAAUAGGUCAAAUAAAAUAGUGGUAGAGUGGGUGCCUGUGGAGAGGAGAGUUAUAGGGGACCGAUACGCGGUUAUGUGUUCGAAAGGGGGUGUAAAUAAGAUCUAUUUGUUUUUAUUUAUUUCUUGGAACAUUCUUCUUGAAGAUGUGUCAUGGUAUAUGUGAUUCCAUAGUUGUACAGAGAUGAUUCAAGAUGAUGAUGGUACUGACGCUGGAACAAGGAUUUCUGAUUUUAUUGUUGAACAUAUUUUAGUAUUU
Molecule: messenger RNA, 1351 nt
Organism: Vitis riparia (riverbank grape)
Lineage: Eukaryota; Viridiplantae; Streptophyta; Magnoliopsida; Vitales; Vitaceae
Product: hypersensitive-induced response protein 4
Exons: 5
Coding region: 117-986 (289 amino acids)
Source: RefSeq, a predicted model, not a curated record